UUUUGUUAUCACUUGGACUGCAUCGUGUUUUGUGUGCGAGCUGGAAACAUGUCUUUCAAGGAUGUGCGAGAUCUCUCUGACCACCUUAAACUGCUUGGCUAUCCCAACAACUUCCCCCUUUCAUCGCUUUACACAAACUACGGUGGCUUGAAUAGUUUUAAAGUGGUGGCGGAUGUUUUACAAUGGCUUGUAGGUCGUCUAGAGCCUGGAGCUACCAUUCCUGGAAGCACUAAAAAUGAAACAGAUCGAAUCCUUUUGAUCCGCUCAGCAACCGAAUUCUUUGUUACGAAGACUGGAGUGAAAGUAAAUCCGAGAAAGCUCUAUGCCAGUUCUUCGGCUGCAGCUAAAGAGCUCCAGAAAAUUACUAGCCUGCUGAUAACUACUCCUUCAGCUGAAGAUGAGCAAAAUGAUGAGAACCUAAGAAGCCUGGCACCAAUUGAUUUGGGGGAUAAAAUUGACGAAUUGCGUCGAGCUCGAGAACUUUCAUCGGAAUUGACUAACCGUGGAGCUGCGUUGUAUGAUUUGCUCUCAAAGGAAAUGGUUAAUAAGGAAACCCGAAGCAUUCAAUCAUCACGUAUCAUGGAGAUUUCAGCGGUGGAAAAGGCAUUGCGAAACGCCAUAUCUUCAGCACAGCUCAAGCUUCAGUCAGCAAAAACUCAACUGGAAACAUCAAGGGUUGAAAAACAGGCAGCAAGUUCGAAACUUCAACGUAAGAAGGCCGAGCUUGAGCGGUCCAAACAGCGUUUGGAUGCUCUUCAAAAAAUCCGUCCUGCUCAUAUGAAAGAGUAUGAAGAAUUGGAAGAAGAACUACGCGGUCUAUUCCAGCAAUAUUUCUUAAGAGUUCGUUGCCGGGAUGCUCUUAAAUCCCAACUAAAUUCCAGGAUAAAAAGUCCUACGCCUAUAGCUACUCCUGUUAUCAAAGCGACCGAGAACUCGAUCACCUUCAUCCCUGAAGGACUUAUCGAUGAUGAUGACGAAGAUGAUGAUCUUGAUGAAAUCGAUGAUGAUGACAUGACUAUAUCUGGGAUGAUGGGUCGCGAUGAACCACCAGGGGCUAAAGAAAAAGAUCUGGGGGUAGGACCUAAACCGGAAGAAAAACGAGAAGUACGAGUCAGACCUACCACAGGCCGCUUGAAACCGCGCACUGGUACUACAGUUGGGAGGCAUAAGAUUAUUGGAAGUAUGCUGGGUGAUCCAGAUGAUGAUAUCUUGGACAGCAGCUUAGGAAGCGGGAAUUCUGAUAGUGAGAUCGAGCUGGGUGGGAAUGAAUUUGGAUUGAACUCAGAUGAUGACAUAAGCUUGUCUAAGCUUACUGGAGAAGUUGCUCCAAAACCACCACCAAAAAAUGAUCAUAGUGACGAAGAUUUCUAGAAAGGAGAGUGAAAUAUUAGCACGUUAUCUCAAAACCACGUAUUUGAAGCUACAGAGAAAAUUGAAUUUGA
This is a messenger RNA of Hermetia illucens (black soldier fly), 1442 nucleotides long. It is a transcript of the gene Cluap1, whose product is annotated as clusterin-associated protein 1. Lineage: Eukaryota; Metazoa; Arthropoda; Insecta; Diptera; Stratiomyidae. The record is from RefSeq and is a predicted model, not a curated record. Gene Ontology annotation, cellular component: intraciliary transport particle B; cilium; centrosome. The transcript is spliced from 4 exons. Gene Ontology annotation, biological process: cilium assembly. The coding region runs from base 49 to 1371 and encodes 440 amino acids.